AUGGCUGCCAGUUCGCAGUACCACAGAGGCGCUACCGCUCCCCACUCGCACUACCACGCUCUGCCUGGCAACCAAGAACACCUGUACACCGACCUAGCAACAUCGUGGCAUGGCUCCAACGGAGCCUUCUCGCGAGCUCCCGCUCCUUCGGCCCUUCUCCAGCGCUUUAGCUCCCCGGCCCACCGCCCGCCGGCCCACUAUCUCGACUACGCCGGGUCCAGCGAUCACCUCAAUCCCAACCUCAACCCACCGCCAUGGCACGCAGCAUACACCCGGCCGAAUCCCCAGGCUCCUCAGGGAUGGAACCCAGACUUCAGCGAGGGUGCCCUCACCUCGCGGUCGCUGUCCUACAGCGAGGCUGAAGGUCGACAGUCCGUGCUGCACGUCGACCCCCGGUCUUCGCGCCCGUACGAAAACGCUUCCACUGUCCCGCUGAGCAGCCCUGCUCACGAAUAUCGGCCUCAAGAGGACCACCAUGCCCCUCAUGUGACUGCGGAUGGUGCCGUAGCCGCAAAUGCCCCGCCAUUCCCAGCAGAUGCCCGCACUUUGGCUCCCAUGCUAAACUAUGCCAACUCAGACAUGCAUGUUUCUCCUACGCAUGCGUCGCCGCAAGCUUCUGUGACUUGGGCUCAAGAAAUUCCUUCCGACGUAUCUCCAAUCGCUCCUCGGCAUGCUUUUGGCCACACUGGCCAUGCUCUUCCUCCAGGUGUAGCGCUGGGUAGCCAAGCGCCACUACAGGACACAACUUGGGCCAUGGUCAGCGCUGCUCCCAGUGCUUCAACCCCAGCCGUAUAUGAGCAAAUGCCAGAUGCAGCACCAUUGUGGCCUGUGGAGCCAGAUCCGCAGAGUUACGCACAUGAACAGCAUAUCCUCCCGCAUCCCGCAACCCUUGGGGUCACUCCUACCCGAGGAAAGCGCUCGCUUACAAAGAAAGCUGUGGCGAAAGUUCCUGCCGCGUUUGUUGCGAGAUCGCAGAAGUCGAAGGUGUCGAAGAGGAAAGGGCCUCUGGACGAACAGGCUCGGCGGAAAACACAUGAGAUGCGUAAUGGCCGGUCUAACCAGGAAGAAGGUGAAUUCAUAGGUUACGAGUGGCUACCAAACUGGGACCUCCUCAACAUGGAUAUCAUUUGGAACCUUCCAGGGACUGGCCCUAUUCACAUUCAACCAAUGCGUAUUACGAUCGGGCAAUAUUGCCCGAAACGACCCCUUUUGGAUGCGGCAACGAAUGAGUGGAGCACCACUCAGGGCCGGGUAGUUGUCGAACAGCCGCCGUACGCUGUUUACGAUACACAAAGUCUGGUUCCGCUUCUGGAAAGAUACAUUACGAAUUUGCAACCCGCUGUUGAACAAUGGAUCUUCGCACGGGUCGCUCAUGAUGAGAUAGCACUCCUCACGUACCAGGAAGUUGUCCGCCUACGAGGCAGACUCCUUCCGGGUCCGCAGAACCUGCUCGACCUCUGCAUGAGGAUUCAAUGUCUCUCGAUCGUGUCGCAGGGUUAUGGCACCGUUUGGUCCACUGAUGUUCCUGGUAUUCAGGAAUACGAUUUCAGCAAGUUAGGUCGCAGCCAGUAUGAGGCUUACGACAGGAAUUCUCGCGAUCGCCCGCUGCCAGGAGCCAUUAGCCAACAAGUCGAUGUCGCUGCUUUGAAGCUCCUGAAGAAACUAGAAACAGCCUGUCACAAAUUGGUGAACAACAAGAUAUUCAAGCCGAAGAUCAAGCCCUGGUAUGAAUUGUAUCUUGCUUUGUACGUCAUUUUCUGGAAUUUGGAGUACAUCCAUCGCAGUGCGGAGACCUACAUCAUGUCCAAAAAUGGAACGACUGUCGAAAAUCAUGUAAACAACGUUGUCAGUCGACAGAUAGAGAAGUGGGAGUACUCUUUCGAAGUACUUAUAACGUACUGGAAGACUGCAAUACGCGAUUAUGUGCCUUUCAAAGUAGCGCGAGAGAAUCCCGAAGAGCUGCGUAAGAAAGGUCACCUGGAUGCUCAAGGAUAUGAGUAUGUAUUGAAGCUGGUGAACAUCAUCGAUAGAAUUGGAGGAAUCGCUCAUUCUACAUCACCAUACACCGGCCUUCGAUCCACACACGACUCCCUGUCUAGUAAAUGGAUCAGGACUCUUCUGGAAACGUCCGGCGCUUAG
Molecule: messenger RNA, 2139 nt
Organism: Didymosphaeria variabile
Lineage: Eukaryota; Fungi; Ascomycota; Dothideomycetes; Pleosporales; Didymosphaeriaceae
Exons: 5
Coding region: 1-2139 (712 amino acids)
Source: RefSeq, a predicted model, not a curated record